Molecule: messenger RNA, 387 nt
Organism: Prunus dulcis (almond)
Lineage: Eukaryota; Viridiplantae; Streptophyta; Magnoliopsida; Rosales; Rosaceae
Exons: 1
Coding region: 1-387 (128 amino acids)
Biological process (GO): DNA integration
Molecular function (GO): nucleic acid binding
Source: RefSeq, a predicted model, not a curated record
AUGGAUCUCAUUGGCAAAAUCUAUCAAGCCAGUAGCAAACAACACUGUUUCAUCAUUAUAGCUACAGACUAUUUUACCAAGUGGGUAGAAGCCAAGCCUGUUAAAUCCACUACAUCUCAAGAAAUCAUCACCUUCAUAGAAAAGCAGAUUAUACAAAGGUUUGGUAUUCCAGAGUCAAUCACAACUGACAGAGGAUCUUCUUUCAUAUCUGGAGAAAUGCUAGAUAUGGCAGAAGCAUUCAAGUUCAAACUUCUUCAAUCCACCCCUUAUUAUGCUCAUGCUAAUGGACAAGCAGAGUCAAGUAACAAAGUGAUCAUCAACAUUAUCAGGAAAAUGCUUGAGAAAAAUCCAAAGCAAUUGCCUGAGAAAUUAUCAGAAACUCUCUAG